CAAAUGCUCUGGUUGGACGUCUCAUAUUUACGUAGAAGUUUAUUUAUCGCUAAAAUACCAAAUUCUUUUCAAUGUACCAGCAUUUAUUGUAAGAAAUGUCUUUCCCAAAGAUCGAAGGAUAUGUAGUAACUGAGAAAUUGGGCUGCGGCAGUUAUUCCACUGUCUAUAAAGCUUAUACCAAGGUGGGCGCCAGGAGUGCGGUAGCUGUGAAGUGCAUCGACAAGUGCCGCGUGAAGCACUCCGGCGCCGCCAUUGACAACCUGGUGAGCGAAAUCCGCCUGCUGAAGACGCUGUCGCACCCGCACAUCGUGCAAAUGAAGGAGUUCACAUGGGACGACAGGAACAUUUAUAUAAUAAUGGAGUACUGCUGCGGAGGUGACCUCUCCAAAUACAUACGCCGCUACGGACGCAUCCCGGAGAAGAAAGUGCUGUAUUUCUUGCAACAGUUAGCGUCGGCAUUAAAAUUUUUAAGAGAAAAAGGCGUGGUGCACAUGGACCUCAAGCCACACAACCUGCUGUUGCGGAAGGGCUCGGACGGGAAACACAUACUCAAGGUAGCCGACUUUGGGUUCGCGCAGCACCUGUCGGAGCGCGGCGCGCGCGGCGUGCGCGGCUCGCCGCUGUACAUGGCGCCCGAGAUGCUGCUCGGCGCGCCCGACGCGCGCGUCGACCUGUGGAGCGUGGGUGUGAUCCUGUACGAGUGCCUGUUCGGGCGCGCGCCCUACUCCUCCGCCACGUUCAAUGAGCUGAUAGAGAAGAUCCAGCGCCGCGCGCCCAUCGAGAUCCCGGCCAACGCGGCCAUCUCCCCCGGCUGCCGCGACCUGCUGACGAGACUUCUCCAGCACGAGCCGGAGCGGCGGAUAUCGUACGACGACUUCUUCGCGCACGAGUACCUCGACCUGGAGCACAUGCCUUCCAAGGAGAACUACAAUAAGGCGGUGUCGCUGAUAAAGCUGGCAAUAGACCUGGAAUGCGCGGGGCGACUCGCCGAAGCGCUGGUAGCCUACGGCGACAGCUUGAGAUACUUGGUGCCGGCGGUGGGGGCGGAGAGCGACCCGGUGCGGCGCAGUGCGCUGGCGGCCAAACUGAGACAGUACAUGGACCGCGCGGAGGAGAUCAAGCGGAUAGUGACGGGGCAACCCGCACCAGUGAACUCAGUCACGCAGCCCGCCACACCGCAUGCUGGUAGCAUCGCGGACACCAGCGAGAGGCGUGCGGCUCCAACGUUAUCGUCGCAGGCGGACACGACUGGCGACGUGAACGGCGCUCUUAAUGGGGCCGCGCCGGAAGCUAAGCCGAGGCAGGACAAGCGCGGAGCCCUAGCGAGGUUGCUGCGAAGGCCGGUGCCCUACCUCGACAGAGACACGACGGAAGAAACGCAAGAUAAACCUCAGAAGAACGACGAACCGAACGACAACUGCAAGAUCACGUAAAUAACACUUUCACGCAGCGACGGAUUCACGCGGUGCUUUGCACUUUUAUCACUGAGGAACGCUCGGUUACUAUAACAUAGAUGUAAGGCAUUUUUUUUUUUACUGCAAACCAGCCCUUCCUAUAGGUUUCUACGCGGCAUCGUACCGGAACGCUGAAUCGCUUAGCUGCAUGUCUUUGUUUGUGGGGUCGUAACUAGCCACGACCAAAGCCUCCCACCAGAUCAUACCAUAGAACAUUCAGGAUUUGUAAAUUCUCAAAUUGACCUCCAGCGGGACGUAUAUUGGUAAGCGGGCUAACCUGUUAGGGAUAUGACAGCUAUAUGAAACCCUGAAAUACGGGUGAUGACGUAUAUCGCGACCGGCUUUUAUUUUUUUUAAUAAAUAACUACGAUAUUGUGUGCAUCGCCACCUAGCCCCAAAGUAAGCGUAGCUUGUGUUAUGGGUACUAAGAUGACUGAUGAAUAUUUUUUUAAAUAACUAGCGGACCCCAGCGCUACUGUCGGGCUGAUUUGUGAAUCGAAACCAUUCAGGGUACCACCCAAACGCAUACCGAAAAAUUCAUUCGAAUCGGUCCAGCCGGUUAGGCGGAGUUCAGUGACAUACACACGCACACAAGAAAUAUAUAUAUAAAGAUAACUAGCU
This is a messenger RNA of Pararge aegeria (speckled wood butterfly), 2075 nucleotides long. It is a transcript of the gene Aduk, whose product is annotated as serine/threonine-protein kinase ULK3. Lineage: Eukaryota; Metazoa; Arthropoda; Insecta; Lepidoptera; Nymphalidae. The record is from RefSeq and is a predicted model, not a curated record. The transcript is spliced from 14 exons. Bases 96 to 1433 code for a protein of 445 amino acids. Gene Ontology annotation, molecular function: protein serine/threonine kinase activity; ATP binding. Gene Ontology annotation, biological process: autophagosome organization; peptidyl-serine phosphorylation; autophagy. Gene Ontology annotation, cellular component: cytoplasm; autophagosome.